CUCUCUCUCUCUCUCUCUCUCUCUCUCUCUCUCUCUCUCAGCUUGUGUCGGUGGGAGAAUGGGCAGGAAAUGCUCCCAUUGUGGGAAUAACGGCCACAAUUCAAGGACUUGUAGCAGCAACAGCAGAGUGAUUGGUGUUGGUGUUGGUGGGCUGAGGCUCUUUGGAGUGCAGCUUGACUUGGACUCUCCCAUGAAAAAGAGCUUUAGCAUGGAGUGCUUGUGUUCUUCUUCCUCCUCUUCUUCCCUAAUCUCUCUUGAUCUUAACUCUGACAAAACGCCCAUUGGCUAUCUUUCUGAUGACCUCAUUGCAAGAACCCAAGAGAAGAAGGGUGUCCCAUGGACUGAGGAAGAGCAUAGGACUUUUCUAGCUGGGCUGGAGAAGCUCGGCAAGGGUGAUUGGAGAGGUAUUUCAAGGAACUAUGUAACGACAAGAACUCCGACCCAAGUUGCUAGUCAUGCUCAGAAAUACUUCCUGAGACAGAACAGCCUUAACAAGAAGAAGCGUCGAUCCAGUCUCUUUGACAUGGUCAGUAACAACAAGACGGCGCUUCACAUUGCUAAUUUGAAGUCUGAAGACCCUCCUUUCUCGUGUGAAUUUCCUAUUCAUACUAUAACUCCUUGUCAUGAAAGCACCCCCUUAAUCGAUCUCAAUUCAUCAGAACAAGCAACCAAACUGGGAAACCAAGAAACUAAGCAUCUUCAAUCACCUUCCAAGCUUUAUCCAAUUUCAGUUCGGCCAUUAUACGGUUCACCUGGUUCUUCCUCUCUUGGUUCUGUUUCUCAACCAUUUUCUUCCCCAACUAGACCUCCUCUUCCUCUCGAGCCUAUUGAUCUGGAACUCACCAUUGCAGCCCCGAGGCCAUUCAAUCAAACCAAGCCAUCACCAAGCCCUCUCUUGAUGGGGCCCAUAAGCGUGACUUGAUGACUGAUCAUGUUGAAGACCCGCCAAGCCUGCAAGGAUUUCUCUUCCUGGAAGGAACAUGUAGAAGGAUCGACUGUUCGAUCCUUUAUGAUUUCAAAUCUGUUUACAUAGUAAAAUGUUUCAAACAGGACUAUGCCCAUUUUCAGUCCAAGAACUACAAUCGACACCUACAUAAAUUUGAAAGCAUCACUCAGGAAACUAGUGUAUGUAUGGUUACAAGAAGAACAUCAACGACCUACAUGUUGUGGAUUUUUAGUUUUAAUUCUCUAAUGAGGAAAAUAUGCAUGUUCUUCUUC
Magnolia sinica is the source of this 1218-nucleotide messenger RNA. Its product is annotated as transcription factor MYBS3-like. The transcript has 3 exons. Gene Ontology annotation, biological process: response to auxin; response to ethylene; response to gibberellin. Gene Ontology annotation, molecular function: DNA binding; zinc ion binding. The record is from RefSeq and is a predicted model, not a curated record. Bases 59 to 922 code for a protein of 287 amino acids. Lineage: Eukaryota; Viridiplantae; Streptophyta; Magnoliopsida; Magnoliales; Magnoliaceae.